Filobasidium floriforme is the source of this 582-nucleotide messenger RNA. Its product is annotated as cytidine deaminase-like protein. The record is from RefSeq and is a predicted model, not a curated record. Gene Ontology annotation, molecular function: catalytic activity. Bases 1 to 582 code for a protein of 193 amino acids. The transcript has 2 exons. Lineage: Eukaryota; Fungi; Basidiomycota; Tremellomycetes; Filobasidiales; Filobasidiaceae.
AUGUUCCAUUUGACGCUCAUGCGGGAGGCUUUAUCUUACUCUUAUCUGUGCGAAGUAUCCCCUACGGCCUUUUCGGUUGGGGCGGUCAUUUUCCUCCCUAGAUCUGCUUCAGUGCCUCUUUUCGAUCUGUUAUCAGGGGUCUUCGCACCCGUCGACCGAGAGGGUCUCAUCCUAUCAAACGGCUACUCUCGCCAGAUUCCAGGAAACACCCACGCAGAGGCCAACGCUAUCAACAACUUGGUAGCUUAUCUCAAGAACCUUCCAGAGGAUACAAACUCUGCUAUCAAGAAGACGACCGGGAUCGCUGUGGAUGCGUCAAGUGAAGACACUGCUCGAAGCAUCCUUAGCAAGGCGUGGAUAUACACAACGCUGGAACCUUGUUCCAAACGGACAAGCGGUUUGAGGGACUGUACUGCCGAAGUCAUUCACUGGGGUCUGAAGCGGGUUUACAUGGGAGUGCGGGAACCGCCAGACUAUGUACAAUGCGAGGGCGUUCGACUGCUACGAGAAGCUGGAGUAGAGGUCAUAAGCGUUCAGGGCAUGGAGGAGGAAUGUCUUGCAGCCGCUCGACGCGGCCUUUGA